Molecule: messenger RNA, 9206 nt
Organism: Xiphophorus hellerii (green swordtail)
Lineage: Eukaryota; Metazoa; Chordata; Actinopteri; Cyprinodontiformes; Poeciliidae
Gene: slx4
Product: SLX4 structure-specific endonuclease subunit homolog (S. cerevisiae)
Exons: 13
Coding region: 358-4707 (1449 amino acids)
Biological process (GO): DNA replication; resolution of meiotic recombination intermediates; DNA repair
Cellular component (GO): Slx1-Slx4 complex; nucleus
Molecular function (GO): protein binding
Source: RefSeq, a predicted model, not a curated record
GUCAGGAAUGGAGCGGUUUUUGGUAAAAACGUUUUGAAACAUAAACAAUUUCUUCAGGUCUUUCUGUUGUUUGUCAAGCAGUGUUACGUAAAAAUAAACCUUCCUAACAUCAGCGAGAGAGUGCUGAGGCAAUGAGGGACCUAUCAACGAAUCUCAGUAAGAUUUUGAUUAGCACAAAUAGCUAGCACACCAACUGCUGUCUGCCGUGUUGUGUUUAAGGACCUUGUUUCCCAUCCGUUCCCAGGUGAGGAAAUGGGUUUUUAUUCUGUUUUCCGUGCCUCGCUUGGCUGUUUUUGCGGGAUGACAGCUGGAACCGUGCUGCUUUGGCACCUUUAAUGCAACACUACUGACGUCGCCAUGGAUGAUUCCGAGCUGGAUUUUGUGGACCUCUGCUCCAAGUUGCUGAAGCGCGUCCGCAAGAGAGAACCAGCAGGCAGACCGAGCAGGAAGGCAGAACAGCAGAGCUGCAGCAAAUCAACCCCGGGGGACAAGAGAGCGGUUGAUGAGCAGGAUGAGGAUUCUCUGUCCGGGUUUUCAGCCACUGGGUCGGAGGUGGUCUGUGGAGGAACCGGGCGUGACUCGGGGGAUGCUGUUCAGUCUUCUGCUUUUCCUCCAGCAGACGCAGACCUGAGGGCAAAAGACAACGUACUCCUCAGGAUGCAAGAGUUCAAGAGAGCCAGCCCACAGAAGAUGAUGCACAGCAACAGAAUCGAGCCAGCAAAGACCGACGGCUGUACUCUGACUGCACAGCAUCAAAAAGCAGAUAAGGCGGCGGCGCCCCGCUCUGGGCUCCCAGAGAGUGACGAGGCGCUGGCCCUGCGGCUGCAGCGGGAGCUGGACAGGGAGGCAGCAGAGGCCCAGAUGGUGGACCUGGAGGACGGAGGCCUUUUCUUCUGUCAGAUCUGCCACCGGGACUUGUCACACAUGACCCCCGACGGGCGCACACAACACCUCAACAGGUGUUUGGAUCAGAGCGAACAGAGCGCGCCGUCUCUCCCCCCGCCCUCCGCUGUCCCCAACUGUCCCAUCUGCGGCAAGAAGUUCAAGAGCCAGAAGAGCCGCUCGGCCCACCUGAAGCGCUGCUCCGCAGACAUGGGCGUCUCCCCGACCGUUCUGCUGCAGGCUCUGCAGAGACAGGCCGAGGAGAGCCGCAGUUCUGCCGUCGCCGCCAACGCACACCUAGAGACGGGCGGCAUCAAAAGGAAAGGGCCGCCUCAGCCGGAGCUUCCAGCAAGGAAGAAGCCCAGGAAGAAGGCCGACCGGCUGGACGAGGACACCAUGGUGGCUCUGGCUCUGUCCUCCUCCCUGCUGGAGCAGCAGAAGGAGCAGCAGGUUCAGAGCGGUUCGUCUCACAGCUCCGUGACGCCACUGCUGACGUGGAAGCCAGAUGCUGCUAAAGGACGUGUCAAAAAGAAAAAAGUAGCCGUCCCUCGUCCUCCGCCACUCCUCCUAGUUCAGGACGCAGAGACGGCCCUGGCGAGGCUGCAGGAACGAGUCUCUGCUCUGCUGCUUCGCCGCCGGUCGCCCUCUCCUCCCACCCCGACGCGACGCCCCAGCAAGCUGCCCGGCUGGACAGGUGCUGCCCCCCUCUGGCGGAAAAGUACACUGCUGGGUGGAGGCUCCACCUGUCCGUCUCAGUUCUACGCUGCGGAGCUCCAGCACCUGUUUACGGCGGAGUUAUCAAAGCCAGAUCCGGUCUUCUCAAGCAGCAGCAGCAAGCCGGAGUCUUCUGUCCCACCUGCCCUGCCCUCCCAGACGGCGUCCUCAUCUCCUUCCACUCCAGGGACGGGAGAGCUCCACGUGGGAAGCCAGGCCCUCCGAGACCUGAUGGAGCUGGCUGAAGACGGCAUGACUCUGACCCAAUACGGAUACGCGGACAAAGCCAAGCACCCGAGCGGUUUCAUCCAGGAGGAAGAGUUGGAGGAUCAGGCCGAGCCGUCGGACGACACCGCCAGCAGCAGCCGGGCAGUGAGGAGGUCAGAUCAGCCGGAGGCAGACCGAGACGCAGCCAGACAUGAGUCGGUGGCGCUCUCCAAGCUGGCCUCAGACCUGAGCAGCAUGGUUAACAACCCUCAGCUCAGUGAUGUGCAGCUCCAGGUGGACAGUGGUGAGGUCUACUUUGCGCAUUCCUUCAUGGUGUACGCUCGCUGCCCCCUGCUGGCUGAAAUGGUGCAUGAAAGUGGGUUUGGUGUGCAGGAGGAGGGCAUGGCCGCAGCUCAAAGGGUGUUGCUAAGCGACGUGCCGGGUCAGGCGGUGCUGGCUCUGCUGCGGUACCUCUACACCGCCCACUGCUCCGUCGCUGCGUCGCUGCGGCCUCACGUGCUGGAGUUGGCGUCCAGGUUUGACCUGCAGGAGCUGGAGCGGCUGUGUCAUUUCCAACCGGAGAACAUGGCGGCGGGAGACGACAGGCUCGACGUAAACCAGGAAGAAAACGUCAACAACCAAACGGACCAGACCUUCGUGGAGCUCCUUCAAUCCAUGUGGAACGAGGAGGACUCAGAGGGAGACGCCGGGGACUCGGACGGAGGAGGACGGUCGGAGGGGGAUCGGCCAGAGGACGAGGUCGCUGCGGGUGACGGAGAAAUCGGCGAGGAGCGAGUGAACGAGGAGGAGCUGGAGGAGAUUUAUGAGUUUGCCGCCACGCAGAGGCAGAGGGUAAAGGAGGAAGAGGAGAAAAAGGAGGAGGAGGAAGAUGCGGAACGAGAACCCGGCUCGGACCGCAGCUACGGUCGGCUUUUCUCCCAGUCCUGGGGCGUCUACCAAGAUGGAGAGGCUUCAUCCUCGCCUCCUCUUCUUCCUCAUGAAGCGGCACCCAAGCACUCUGCCAGGACUCUGCUUCAGUCGUCAGCAAGUUUCGCCGAUGAAUCCUCCCUCAACCUUCCCUUCCCCGGGCCGUCUCCGUGGCGACCAGCUCAGGAGGACGGACACAGGAGAGGCGAAGAAGCCGCAGCAGAAAGCCGAGCUCGUCGCAGCGCCCUCCCUUCGCCUGCGAGGAGAGACGAGGCCGAGCUCAUCGUUCUGUCCGACUCCAGCGAAGAGGCGGAAGCCGAUCGGAGCUUCACGGGGAUCAAACCCGGCCAGAACCCGAGUCCCAGAGAAUCGGUCUGUGGUUCCCAGUACAGUCCCGGUGAUCCCGCCGGGUGUUCGCCGGAGCUUUCCUGGCUCGUCCCUUCCACACCUGUCAGGUCUCCGGUCGGAAACACGAAGACCGCCUCCAUGCAGACUGACAGCAGCAUGUGCAGGACGCGGCUUUUCCCCAGAGUGGACCUCGCCUCGCCGUCCAGGAACACAGUCCCGACCUCCAGCACUCCUCUUAAAGCCUCCCCAGAACGCAGAGUCUCUCCUGACAAUCGAAAGAGUACUGAAGUGUUUGCAGCCCACCGUUCCGUUAGAGAUUCCUCAAAGUACGAGGCUCCUCUGCAGCCGCGCAGCAUCAGCAGCACGCCGCUGCAUGCGGACCCAGAGAGGCAGAGCACGUCUGGUCAAAUGAAAGCGGGGACACGUGUGUCCAACCGUUCAGGUCAGCCCUCGUCUUCUUCUCCAAUGGAGUCCAGUUUGCAGCCUGGCGUCAGCGACAUGAACGAAGAAACGUCUGUCCCAGAUGUGAGGGACUCUAGUUUCCAGCAAAGUUUCAUGGAUGAGCCUCCUAUAGCUUUUAACGAUUCCUGGGGCCUGGACGCCUGCGCCGACGGCGACCCGGGCGGCUUCAGCCUGAAGCUGGACGACACCGAAGAGUCCAGCUCCGGAGGGAGACCCGGAGUGUCCGGUCCAACAGCUACCAGCAGCGUCCAGAACCCUGCUGGAGGUCCAGGCCCGCUGACCACGUCAGAGGACCACAACGGCCUGCUGGACUCCAAAAUAUGGGGCAGCUGGGAGGGCGAUGGAGGAGCAGGAGAGGAGGAAGACGAAGAGGAGGAGGGUCUUCCUCUGUCUCAGAGAGCGGACCCGGCGGCUCAGCUCAAAACUCCAAAAUUGAGGAAACAGAAACGGUUUCGUCCGCCGGUGCCCAUCACCCCCACGCCUCACUACUCUGACAUGGACACGCCGGAGCUCAAGAACAAACUCAGCAGCUUCGGCGUGCGGCCUUUACCGAAGCGUCAGAUGGUCCUCAAGCUGAAGGAGAUCCACCAGUACACCCACCAGCUGACCAGCUCCGAGGAAGAGGAGGGGGAAGAAGCGGGGCUGCCCCUCGGCAGAGCGGUCUCCUGCGCCCGGUUCAAAGAGCCGACGGCGCCCGCUGCUGCCGCAUCCCCCGUCAGAACGGACCAAGAGGAAGCCGGCGACCCGCUCUCUGCCUCCCAGGGCUCAAACGCCUCCUCCACCGCCGCCAGUGACGAGUCGGAAAGGUCCAACCCUGAGCUGGCUCUCUCCUCCGACGGCGACUCAGACAGCGACGUGUCGUCCUCUCAGGCCGCUUCGUGCCUCCAGGACCGCCUCCAGGCGGUGCGCUCCUUCAUCCUGUCCGACUCCGACCUGUACAGCCGGAUCCUCCAGUACCAGCCUCUGGUUCUCUCCCAGCUCCAGCAGCAGCUGAAGGCGGCAGGGGUCCGCCUGAGCGCCGCCAAGCUGGUGGACUACCUGGACUCCCAGUGCAUCACCUUCACCACGGCAAAGCCGGGCCACCAGGCGGCCGGCCGCAGGCGGGGAGCGUGGACAGGCCGGGGGGCGAGAGGAGGCGGAAGGAGGAACGGAGCUUCAAAACGCUAACGGAGAAUUUUGAUGUAGAAAAGGUGAAGAAAAAACAAAUUGUAGAUUUUACUUGUGGAGCUUAAACGUCUGGUUAAAACUGUUUUUUUUUUAAAAUUCUGAGGCAUUUACACCAAUUUAAACUUUGUCAAUACUUGAUUCUUUUUUUUAAGAGGUUUCAGAUUUUAGGAGUUCACUUUUCAUAUGUUGCAUUGUAUUGUUAAAAUAAAACGAAAGUUACGUAUGUAACUACGGUUCUAUGAAUCCCGGAUGACCGCCAGAGGGCGGUGCUGAAAGCACUGAAUGUUCCCUUCGCGCAUUUGCUGUUCGAGUAAUAAUACCAACAGAGUCACACCUGUGACAUAUCGGAUGAUCAAUCAGAGGCUAUAUAGCAUGACGUCAUCUGAAUGCAAGGAUUCUGAGUGACAGAGAAUCUCUGGCGGUCAUCCGGGAUUCAUAGAACCGUAGUUAUAUAUGUAACUUUUGUUCUAUUUCAUCCCUACUGACCGCCAGAGGGCGGUGCUGAAAGCACUGAAUGACUAAUACCAGCGAUGUCACAAGGAAUCCUGAGCACAUACCUCACUGAGAAGGCCCAGAGGACCCCUGCAAAAGAACCUGGUCCAGAGGAUGAGAGGAGGCCACAUUCACAUUGUAAAAUCUAGUGAACGUGCUUGGAGAAGCCCAUGAUGCAGCAGCACAUAUAGCUUCCAGGGGAACUCCUCUUAGGGCUGCCCAGGAAGUGGAAACGCUCCUGGUAGACUGUGCCUUCACGCCAACUGGCCAGGAGCGGCACCCUGCAGCUUAGGCGUAGAAGAUGACAUCCACAAUCCAAUGGGAGAGACGCUGUUUGGACAGAGGACAACCCAAUCUAGGGCCCCCAUAACACAAGAACAGCUGGUCUGAGCGUCGUAUAGAAGCAGUGGCUGCAAUAUACGCCUCCAGUGCCCUCACUGGGCACAGUGACUCAGAACUAUCACCAACGUCCCCUGAUGUAGGCUGAAAACGCGCCAAUCUCAAUGGUUGGUUACAAUGAGAAUGAGAAAAUACUUUAGGAACAAAAGCCGGGUUUGGCCACAAGGUAACACCAGAGCCAUCUGAACUCCAUCUGAGACAUGAUGGGCUGACAGAAAGGGCAUGUACUGUAGCUCACUGACCCUCUUAGCUGAGACAAUAGCCAACAAAAAAGCAGUCUUACAUGACAACCAUUUGAGGUCCGCCUGAACCAAAGGUUCAAAUGGAGGGUGGCAUAGAGCACUGAGUACCAAGGGCAGGUCCCAAACUGGUGCUCGCGGAACCGUUGGCAGGUGCAGUCUACGAGCACCACGCAAAAAAAGAGAAACCAGAUUGUGGCUCCCGACAGUACAGCCAUCAAUGUCAACAUGACUAGAUGAUAUAGCCGCUACAUAUACCUUAAGCGUUGAAGGAGAGCGGCCCUUAUCAAGAAGAGACUGAAGAAACUCCAAAAUAGUGGGCACUGCACAGGUGACCGGAUCAUCAUUAUGGGCAAAACACCACCGGGAAAACAGACGCCAUCUGUUUUCAUAUUGCUGACGAGUGGAGAAUGCGCUGGCACUCAAAAUAGUGUGCCUGACGGGACCUGAAUAUCCAGUCAGCUGCUGUUCAAGCCUCCCAGUGGCCACACCCACAGCCGGAGGCGUUGAGGAUCGGGAUGCCAUAUCUGACCCCCCAACUGAGGCAGUAAGUCCCUCCUAGUCGGAAGACACCAUGGGACCCCGUGACACAGAUCCCAUAGAAGUGGGAACCAUGGCCGUGCCGGCCAAUACGGAGCCACCAGCAACAUCCUGUGGCCCUCCUCGAGAACUCUCUGAAGAGUUGGCCAAAUCAGAGAAAGGGGCGGAAAAACAUGUAGAAGGACCCUGGGCCAAGGAUGGGCCAAGGCGUCCUGGCCCAGUGCACCUGCGGCCCCUGUAAGGGAAAACCAUAGAGGACAAUGAGUCGACUCCUCUGUGGCGAACAGGUCGACCUCUGCCUGACCGAAAAGGUCCCAGAUCAGGCGGACUAUGUCGCUGUGGAGGGACCACUCUCCCGGAGCUGGCGCCUGUUAGGAAAGGGAGUCUGCUACCUGGUUGCGCAGCCCUGGCAAGUACACCGCCUGCAGGGUGGAUAGGUGAACAGAUGCCCAUUUCAGGAGAUGCCGGGACUCCUUCAGAAGCUGCGCUGACCUGGUGCCACCUUGGUGGUUGAUGUGGUAGACAACAGAGGUGUUGUCCGACCGAAUCAGGACAUGUCUCCCCUCCAGGUGGGGCAAAAAGUGCCUGAGAGCCAAAUGCACAGCCUGCAGCUCCAGCACAUUUAUAUGCUUGGAGCGAUCCAGUGGACACCAGCGACCCUGAACUGCCCUGUGUUGCCAUACAGCGCCCCAUCCCAUGGAGCUGGCAUCUGUCGUGACCACUUCUCUGCGACACACUACCACCCCUAUGGACACACCCCUGGACAAAUAAGCCCUGUCUCUCCAUGGAAUCAGGGCAUGAAGACAUGGCCACGUUACCACAAGUUUGCGAUUCCUGUGUAGCUUGGCAUCCAGGCGCCAGCUGUUGAUCCACCUCUGCAAAGGGCGCAGUGACAGUAGACCUAAGGGCACAACCCGAGUAACCGACGUUAGUUUGCCCAGCAGCUGCAGGAAGGCAAAGUAAGGAAGCUGCCUGCCCAGCCUGAAUCGACUCACAAGCUGGAGAAUGUCGUCCACCCUCUGGACAGAUGGGUAGGUUGUCAUGGAGGGAGAAUCCAAGAGCACCCCAAGAAAAGUGGUUGUCUGCGAUGGAAUCAAACAGCUCUUCUCCAAGUUCACCUUGAGGCCCAACUGGGACACAUGAGCGAGCAGGCGACUCGUAUCGCGAGAUGCAUUCUCUCGAGACGGGGCGCAGAGAAGCCUAUCGUCGAGGUAUGGCAGAACCUUCAUGCCGUGGGCCUGCAGAGGAGAGAGGGCUGCCCUCACGCACCGAGUGAACACCCUCGGGGAAAGGGAAAGGCCGAACGGGAGCACACCAAACUGCCAGUGGCGACCCUGAUAGGCAAACCUGAGAAAGCGGCGAUGUUCCGCCGCAAUAGGUACAUGAAAGUACGCAUCUGUAAGGUCGAUCGAUGUAAACCAUUCUCCCUUUGUCACAGCCCGAAGAACCUCUGCCGUCGUGAGCAUGUGAAAUGGCAGGACCUUUAAAUACUGAUUGAGUCUCCUGAGAUCCAAAAUGGGACGAAAUCCACGCACACAGUCUUCUACACCACCUGUCUUUUUGGGCACGAGGAAAUAUGUUGAAUAGUAGUCUCUGGGAUGCCGCAGAGGAUCCACUGCCUCGAUUGCACCCUUGGCCAGGAGGGCAGAAAGCUCCUGGUCCAGGACUUGAGCUUUCACCGGGUCGGUGAUGACAGUCACCCUGACCCGGUGUGAGAUGUGAGGCCGCCGUCGGAACUGGAGCCGGUAACCAUGGGUCAGAGUGGGAACCACCCAUGGAUCCACAGCGAGAGCAGCCCAGUAACUGAGCUGCUGAUGUGAAAAAUAUCCGACGGCUGGCCUGGCAGCCUCACUUUCUCUCCCCACGACCCAUGGGGGUUCUGGGGGGACGGCGGCCAGAGUCUGCGGCCCGGGCGAACAGAAACCACACCACACAAAAAGUUUUGAAAAUGUUUUUUUUUUUUUUACUUUUUCAAGCUUAACAUCCAAACACCCAAAACGUACCCAGAGCUGUGCGUGUUUAAAGACAAGAAAAAUCUCCCAGCUUCUCAUACAUUGUUCAAGUACAGAGAGGUGUCCCUUAAUGCAGCACAACAUGAGGUCAGUUCUGUCAAGAGUCCACAUUCAGGUCGCCGCUGCUCCGCUCAGGGAUUGGAGGGGACAAGUUUAUAUUGCACACCCAGGUUCCUCUACAGCAGCGUAAAGCACGGUGCUUUAAAAUCAGAUUCCGAAAAAAAUACACACAGCACCGCGGCCCCAGGGAGACGGGCUCGUCUCCGGUCACCUCGCGGUCGGCGCCGGUGCGGGCUUGCUUCAUUUUCGUAUGGUUACGACAGGUUGGCGAUGUUGGCGAGGAAGCGCUGAGCCCACCACUCCUCCAGGUCUAUAGGCACAAAGUCUGGGCAGAGGAGUGAAGAAAAAGGAGAAUCAACUUCUGAUCAAGAGUUUGUUGUUUUGUUUCAACAGAUCAGUUUAAAACUGGAAGUCAAAGUAAUAAAAAGCCCUUCCUUUUUAUUUUUAAAAGGAUUUCAGUGAAUGCACCACAUUUCAAGCAGAAAGUGUUUGUGUGUGUGUGUGUGUGAGCAACAGAUCAUGCUCAGUGUGAAGGUGGUCAGUCCAUAAAGAAAUUACUGGGAAGCUAUUUGAAAUGUUGGUACAUGAAGCUUUUGUUGUUUUUUUUUUACAUGUAUGAUUUGAGCACAGUCUUUGGGACAUUUAAGACUUGGAUUUUACUGAUUUUUUUUAGGAGAGAAAAAAACGUGAGCAACGAUCUUCUACCGGAAAUUCUGACCAAACUAAAAGGCUUAAAUAAAGCAAAUGGAUAUCAAUA